Messenger RNA from Populus nigra (black poplar), 1191 nucleotides. RefSeq names its product methylsterol monooxygenase 2-2-like. Gene Ontology annotation, molecular function: iron ion binding; C-4 methylsterol oxidase activity. Gene Ontology annotation, biological process: 4-alpha-methyl-delta7-sterol oxidation; sterol biosynthetic process. The record is from RefSeq and is a predicted model, not a curated record. The coding region runs from base 151 to 960 and encodes 269 amino acids. Lineage: Eukaryota; Viridiplantae; Streptophyta; Magnoliopsida; Malpighiales; Salicaceae. The transcript has 7 exons.
CUAGUGACAGGCUCUACUGUCUCAUUCACCUCGUGGCCUCUGUUGCUUCAUAAACCUCACUAUCACUUUAUAAAAUCUUUUUUCUUUGUUUUUCAGUUUUGUUAUUAAAAUCAAGGAAGGAGUAAACCAACUUCUUCACUCUCUUCUCCCAUGGCCUCCCUCAUCGAAUCUUGCUGGCUGUAUUUGAUCACGCAUUUCAGCGAUUUUCAGUUGGCAUGUCUUGGAAGUUUCUUUCUUCAUGAAAGCAUCUUCUUCUUGUCUGGUAUUCCUUUCAUAUAUCUUGAAAGGGCUGGAUGGCUGAAAAAGUACAAAAUCCAGAUGAAAAACAACACUCCUGCAUCUCAAGAGAAAUGUAUUAUUCGCCUACUUUUAUAUCAUUUUGGUGUUAACCUACCAGUUAUGCUGGCCUCCUAUCCUGUCUUCAGACACAUGGGCAUGCAAAGUAGUCUUCCAUUCCCGUCCUGGAAUGUAAUUCUAACGCAGAUAACAUUCUACUUCAUCCUGGAAGAUUUUAUAUUCUACUGGGGACAUCGGAUUUUACACACAAAAUGGCUGUACAAGCAUGUGCACAGUGUUCAUCAUGAAUAUGCUACACCAUUUGGAUUAACUUCUGAAUAUGCUCACCCUGCUGAAAUACUGUUCCUUGGCUUUGCUACCAUUAUUGGUCCUGCCAUCACUGGGCCCCAUCUGCUUACUUUGUGGUUAUGGAUGGUACUAAGGGUCCUGGAGACGGUUGAAGCACAUUGUGGUUAUCAUUUCCCAUGGAGCCUCUCCAACUUCUUACCUUUGUAUGGAGGUGCUGAUUUUCAUGACUACCAUCACCGGUUGCUGUAUACUAAAUCUGGAAACUACUCAUCUACUUUCACCUACAUGGACUGGAUAUUCGGUACCGAUAAAGGUUACAGAAAGUUGCAAGCAUUGAAGAAUGCUGGAGUGGAAAAUGGCGGCAAGCAAAUGUAAUGUAGAGAAGAUUCUUUUAUAUUAGCUUGACAUCAGAUAAUUUGUUCCUGGUAUGAGGGAAUCUUUGAGAAGUCUUGUGUCCCGGCCUUUUCUCUUUGUGCAACCACCACCUGUGUUUAGUCGAUGCUCAUGUUACAGCAUGUCAAUAUACUGUGAAUCAAUGGAAAGCUUUUUCCAGACAUUUUGUGCUCAUAUGUUCCCUGCAUGAAUGGAGUUGCUGUCUUAUUUAAA